AUGAGAGAGGCGCAGAAGAAGGGGGAAGUCGGGUUGACGAACUUCGAGGCGACCACCAUAGCUGCAUUUUCUUGGUUCGCGAGGAUGAAGCCUCUGGAUUUCAUCAUCAUCGAAGUCGGCAUGGGAGGUCGAGAUGAUGCUACAAACGUCCUUCCCAAAACCGAUGUAGCCGUCUUGACAGGAGUUGCUCUCGACCAUGUGAAGUUCUUGGGGCCCACACUGGAGGACAUAUGUUCGGCGAAGUGUGGUAUCAUAAAUCCUCACACAACGACAGCUGUAGCUUCUGGUGCUUAUCUCAAUGCGUCAUGCCUCAACAUCGUGAAGGAAAGAUGUGCCUCGACCGGCACGGCCCUGCGUGUGGUGACAGGCUGUGGUGACAGUGACAAUUACAAAGCUCACUAUACGGCUCUCGAAGAUGAGGUCCUCAGUGCUCUCGGUGUCACUCACCAGCAGAAUCACUCAGGCGAUACAGGGACAUACCUUCAUACCUUGAGAGGACGGCAAGAGCUCACCCAUCACCCACUCGACCCGACUAUUCCUAUCAUACUCGAUGGCGCCCACAAUGAGGAAGGCCUCAGGUCUCUGACACACUUCAUACAGCGGACGCUAGAGCAACGAAGGGAUAUCACUGAGAUACGCUUCAUCGUGGCCCUAUCGGGUGGUAGGAGUCCCCAUGAGCUCUUCCCUCUGUUUUUGAAGCCGUUCUCGGUGCCCAUCGCCACCGUCUACCCCACCACAUUCAGAGACGUUCCUGAGAUGCCCUGGGUUAAAGCUGUUGACCCAGAGGAAGCCGUCACUGCGGCACGACAGUACGACAUGGUGUGUGCCACCAUCAACAGAAGUCAAACCCGUUGCCGACCUACGAACAGCUCUCGAGCUAUGCUGCUGCGUCAGGAGUGA
Molecule: messenger RNA, 900 nt
Organism: Perkinsus marinus ATCC 50983
Lineage: Eukaryota; Perkinsozoa; Perkinsida; Perkinsidae
Product: folylpolyglutamate synthase, putative
Exons: 8
Coding region: 1-900 (299 amino acids)
Biological process (GO): folic acid-containing compound biosynthetic process
Cellular component (GO): cytosol; mitochondrion; cytoplasm
Molecular function (GO): tetrahydrofolylpolyglutamate synthase activity; dihydrofolate synthase activity; ATP binding
Source: RefSeq, a predicted model, not a curated record